UCUGGAGAGAACCGUAGCAAUCGUUGCAGUACAGUACACAACUUACUGUAGUAGCGUUCGAACUUCCGUGCGCCGUUAAUCUCGUUGGAACGCGUUACGUCUGUAGUAUAAAUAAAUAUUAUACCUGUUCAUCGGAAUCGUCGUCACCCGUCGUAAUAACAUUCAAUAACAAUAACACUGCAGCUCUUAAUACCAACAAUAUACGAGUGUAAUUUAUGCGUAAAACCCGUGCCGUAUAGAGUGAUGCCGACGAGCAUAUAAUAUAAUAUAUAUACGAUCAUAAGACUCUAAAUUAUAUUAACUUUAUUAAUUACCCGCUGUUAAUUUUUUAUUUUUUUCACGAUGGAAGAAAACGCGGCGGGCCCGAGUACGCCACCCGAACCACCCGUCGUAGUAAACGUCCAAAAACCGUUGAACAAUUCUUCAGUGACGCAGGGAUUUAUAGCUGUAAUAUCGCUGCUUCCGUGCGUGAUUUCCGGGGCCAUUUUGGGAUUUACUGGCGUGUCGAUGUGGAAUUUUCCUCUAACGUAUAGAAAUUCGACUUGGUUUGCUAGUCUGGCCGCUUUGGGCGCGGCAGUGGGAUGCCUGAUCUCGCACAGCUUGAUGAACGCGUUCGGGCCCCGAGGAUCGGUGCUGCUCAGUCACGUGGUCUGCGCCAUCGGUUGGAUGUUGACGUUCAGCAGUUGGACCACCUCUAACCUGCUGGUGGGCCGCACUCUCACCGGCGUGUUUGUGGGCAUCGUGUCGGUGGCGGCCACCGCGCACAGCUCCGAGUGUUUCCCAUCGCGGCCCGCCGCCCGGCCGGUCGUCUACACCGCCAUCGGCGUGUUGUGCGUGUACCUGGCCGGGUCGCUGCUCAGCUACGCGCAGACGGCUGUCGUGUUCACGGUGGCCACCAUCGUGUCGUUCAUUUUCGUCCGGGCGUUUGUGCCCGAGAGUCCGGCCUGGCUGGAGUCCCGUGGCCGCACCGGCGACGCCGAAUACUCCAGACUCAAGUUAAGGGUCCAGCGGCCGGCGGACGCCCGAUCGGUGGAAGACGGCGUGGAACCCUCGACCGGAGACAGAUCCGCGGCGGCCGAUGCCAUCUACCGGCGCCUCCACCAUCCGGAUGUCUACCGGCCGCUACUGGCGCUGGGCCUGCACCUGGCCCUCCAGCAAAUGUCCGGCCCGUUGGUGUUGGUGUCGUACGCCACGCAAAUGGUGGACGACUCGGGCGUGCGCGUGCUCAACAGUCACUUUGUAGCCGCAGUGCUGGCCGCGUUCCUAGUGGCCGGUGCCCUCGUGUCCACCGCCAUGAACCACCGGGAAUCGUCGGCCACGCUCGCGGCCGCCGGCACGCUGACGGCCGGCGUCGUCAUCGCCAUCUACAACCUCGCCCGCCGUCUGUUCCUCAACCGGCUUGGUUCGCAGCUGUUGAGCUUCAUCCCGUUGUUGGGCCUGAUCGUGUUCUCCAUGUCCAGCAGCGUCGGCAUGGUGCCCCACUCGCCCGUCGUGCGGUAUGCCGUCGGCGAGCACGUGGCCCUAGCGUUCGGGUACACCGUCGCCUUCGCCGUCAUCAAGUGCUAUCCGUACGUGCACGCCGCCGUAGGCUGGUGGGUGUUCGCCGUUUUCGCGGUCGCGUCUGCCCUGAACAUCGUUUACGGCGUCCUGAUGUUUUCCGAACCGGAGCCCUCCAAACAGCAGCGAAACACCGCAGCAACCAAACGAUCAUCAGUCGGACCGGCUGUUUAACUAUAUACUUUAUAUAUAUAUAUAUAUAUACCGCCAUGAUCCGUAUAUAUACACCGUUUAAAUAAUAUUUUAUGCUAUUACAUUUUUCCGUACUCUCGAACACGAGAUUUAAGUACGACAUGAGAGAACAAUAUAUAUAGAGCAGUAAACACACUCACACGCAUAGAUAAUGUUUAGGAUUUUAUUAGAAUAUAUUAUAUACAGUAAUUAUUAUUAUGGAAGUGUCACUGACUCUCUAAAGAUUCAUUUCAUAUUAUAAAAUGUGCUUAUAUGCGCCUUCACUUCCUCAUUUUUUUUUUUACGUACUGUACUACUACUGUAGGUACUUAUAUUUUAUUCAAAAGAACGAUUUUAUAUAUUGUACAUUAUAUUUUAUUACCAUUUACUACGUGUAUGACUUUAUAA
Molecule: messenger RNA, 2136 nt
Organism: Rhopalosiphum maidis (corn leaf aphid)
Lineage: Eukaryota; Metazoa; Arthropoda; Insecta; Hemiptera; Aphididae
Product: facilitated trehalose transporter Tret1-like
Exons: 3
Coding region: 343-1731 (462 amino acids)
Biological process (GO): transmembrane transport
Cellular component (GO): membrane
Molecular function (GO): transmembrane transporter activity
Source: RefSeq, a predicted model, not a curated record